CCACAUUCAAUUGUUGCACAUAAGCAGUGACAGAACUGGUCCGUUCGAAAUGUAAAACUAACAGUAAUAUACUAAACACUGUUAACAGUAACAUAACUUAUUUAUUUGAUGAAAAAAUGAUAUGGUAAAUCUAUUACAGUAACACGAACAAGUUCGUGGAAGUGGGUAAGAUUUGUUUCUCGCUGUGUCCAUGCUGGAUUGUAGCACUCGGCAGCAAUGGACUCGUCGAAAGAGUCUCCGAACUGGAUUCUGCAACAUCCGGUGUAUGACGUUAUGAAGAACCUCGGCGUGGAAGACAGUGCCCAAGUGCAUGCUGCUUUUCUUGUUUACAUGGAUCUUACUGAGCUGCGUAACUGGAAGGAGGUGUCCUGUGUUAAAAGUGAUGAACUCCAGCUUGUUUUGUUAGAGGGAAAAGAGACGGAAUGCUCGCCUAUGCAGACAGUUUUUCCACUGCCUGUGUGUCAGUUCAUAAGCCACAGAAGUAUACGACACGUGCUGGACAGAGGCUUUCCGAUGCUCCUGUGUGCCGUGGCCUCAGACUCCACGCUAGUCUACCAGAGGUUGACGGAUGGCUUGGUGACCCCCGACCCACCCGUAGGUCCUUUCCAAGAUGUUGGACGCCGCAAGCACAGGAAGAGACGACAGCAGCACUGAGCAUUUGCAUCCUGAAGAAUUCUUGCUGGCUCUCUGAAGAAUGGAUGCUUCUGUGAGGAAAUAACAUGUCUCGAGGUAUGCAGUGUGCAAUUGUGCAGGUUCUGACAUGAUGGAUAUACAGUAUAUGUGAAGCUAGGAAUGUAAUGAUAAUGUACAAGCACAAAGAGCAAAACGAGACAAUGAUUCUUACAGCAUCUUUCCAUUUUCAUUAGAUCCUGUUUCAUCCAUGUGUUGACUUUUCCCAAGUAAAGCACUUUUCUCCUGCAGGAUACAAACAUAGGAUACAAACAUAAACAGUUUUACAAUUUGUCAUAACUACAAUGUUAACAUGUAUUUAUUUGCGGUUUAUUUGGUGCUGCCUCGCUCACAGACACAUUAUAAUAGGACUUUCUGUGAAUACAGCUUGUUGUUACAACUCUGGCAUCGUACGUAUGCUUCUUAAAGGGGCCCUGUUAUGAAAAAAACAACGUUUCUUACCUAUUGGUACCUUCUGUUGCGUGUAUGGGAUCUGCAUAAGUCCCAAAAAUUCGAAAUCAAACCAUGGAGGCAUUGC
Molecule: messenger RNA, 1207 nt
Organism: Entelurus aequoreus (snake pipefish)
Lineage: Eukaryota; Metazoa; Chordata; Actinopteri; Syngnathiformes; Syngnathidae
Gene: tsen15
Product: TSEN15 tRNA splicing endonuclease subunit
Exons: 5
Coding region: 217-654 (145 amino acids)
Biological process (GO): tRNA splicing, via endonucleolytic cleavage and ligation
Molecular function (GO): nucleic acid binding
Source: RefSeq, a predicted model, not a curated record